AUGUCCACAGUAUUGAAAUCUGCUAAAUCCAUUAUCCCUCUGUUGGAUCGUGUGCUUGUUCAAAGAGUGAAGGCUCAGGCCAAGACAGCAUCCGGUUUAUAUUUGCCAGAGAAAAAUGUCGAGAAGCUUAACCAAGCCAAGGUUUUAGCUGUAGGUCCUGGGUUUACUGACGCUAACGGAAACAAGGUCACCCCCCAAGUCAAUGUUGGUGAUAACGUCUUGAUUCCACAGUUUGGUGGAUCCACUGUGAAGUUGAAUGGUGAUGAGGAGGUGAUCUUGUUCCGAGACUCUGAAAUUCUCGCAAAGAUCACCGAAUGA
Messenger RNA from Zygotorulaspora mrakii, 318 nucleotides. RefSeq names its product Hsp10p (gene HSP10). Lineage: Eukaryota; Fungi; Ascomycota; Saccharomycetes; Saccharomycetales; Saccharomycetaceae. Gene Ontology annotation, cellular component: mitochondrial matrix. The record is from RefSeq and is a predicted model, not a curated record. The coding region runs from base 1 to 318 and encodes 105 amino acids. The transcript has a single exon. Gene Ontology annotation, molecular function: protein-folding chaperone binding; metal ion binding; ATP binding.